UUUCCUUUCUUUCGUCAAAUACCAUUUGUAUCAUGGAGGCCACUGAGCAGGACCUUGCACCCAGACCCGACCUACCCACAUCUCCAGCAACUGUCAAAAAUGAACCAAAUACGCCAACCCCACUCUCCAAAAGAGCCCAAAAACGAGCUGCCAAACAAGCCAAAUGGGAUGCAAUGAAAGAAGAACGGUUAGAAAUACGUAAACAGAAACGAGCGCAAGUUAAACAGAUGCGAAAAGAAAAGAUUAAGCAGGGUCUCUUGCAACCCAAACCUCGGCGUCCACCCCACCAAGACCCUUCACCCAUGACCAUAGCCAUUGACCUCUCCUUUGAAGACAAAAUGAUCAAAAAGGAAAUCGACAGUACAGCCCGCCAAAUCGCCCGAUGCUACGCAGCCAACAAAGCCAGUACAAAACCCGUUCACCUCGCCUUCACCUCCUUUACCGGUCAAGUCAAACAAGCCCUCUCCAUCAAAUACAGAGACUUUGAACGCUGGGUAGAAGGAAAAUGCCCCAUUCUUUACACAGAGGAUACAUUUACGACUCUCUCUGAUCCCUCUAAUAUCGUCUACCUGACUGCCGACGCUUCAACCACCCUCACCGAGCUAGAUGAAACAAAAACGUACGUGAUUGGUGGGAUUGUAGAUAAGAAUCGGUACAAGGGUCUCUGUUACGAACAAGCCAAAGCGUACGGCCUCGCAACAGCCAAACUCCCACUUGACCACUACGUUGCCAUGCAGUCCCGUAAAGUCCUUACAAUCAAUCAUGUGUUUGAAAUUAUGAUAAAGUGGCUUGAGACGAGAGACUGGCAACAAUCGUUUUUGGCUGUAUUACCACAGCGGAAGAACGUCCAUGCCAAACAAGACGACGAUGAUGAUGAUGUGCAUGACGGUGUACACGAAGGGGAAUCGGAUUUUGACGAGACUGAAGAACAGGACCUUGGAGAUUCCCAUGAGAAUGGAAAGGGAAUUGAAGAUCAAGAGACGGGAAUGGGGGAGCACGUCUCCCAACAUCAUAAAGCGAAUGGAGAGAGGAAUGUAGUUGACGUACCGGGGCCAGAGCACACUUUGGAGGAUCUGCAAGAGAAAGUAAAGCGAAAAGUCGAGGAAGAGGAACCUGUGGAUACCUUGGACCCAGCUGCCAAACGACAAAAGCCAUAACAACCCCAAUACGCAUCAUGUACAUAGUCACUGACACAAUAAGAUAAUCAAACUCUUGGCAUAUUGAUACCC
Molecule: messenger RNA, 1229 nt
Organism: Spizellomyces punctatus DAOM BR117
Lineage: Eukaryota; Fungi; Chytridiomycota; Chytridiomycetes; Spizellomycetales; Spizellomycetaceae
Product: tRNA (guanine(9)-N(1))-methyltransferase
Exons: 5
Coding region: 33-1157 (374 amino acids)
Biological process (GO): tRNA N1-guanine methylation
Cellular component (GO): nucleus
Molecular function (GO): tRNA binding
Source: RefSeq, a predicted model, not a curated record